This is a messenger RNA of Parasteatoda tepidariorum (common house spider), 5900 nucleotides long. NCBI's taxonomy places the organism in Eukaryota, Metazoa, Arthropoda, Arachnida, Araneae, Theridiidae. The record is from RefSeq and is a predicted model, not a curated record.
UAAUAAAAACAUGUUUAUAUUUCUAAUCAUAUAUUCUAAAUAAUCUCACAUUGUUAUAUAAGUAAAACUUUUAAUUCUAUUAUUUAGCAUUUGAAUACAAUUUCGCCUUUUGCUUAAGAAUUAAAUCAUCUCAUAAAUUAAUAUAAAAUGCGAUCGAAGAAGAAAACAUUUGAUCCCAUAAUUUAUUCAUUUUCUGACAAUUUUUUAGCUACCAUAACAAAUGAAGAUCACAAGAUAUUGUUUAUUGGUUACCUGACAGAACUUAAUAGUAGGGAUGAUGCAGUUCAACAAAUAAAUAUACUGAAAGAGAUUCAUAAACAGUUAGUAUCUAAGGAAAAUGAAGAAAACUAUCAUUGUUAUUUGAAUGUUCUCUCAUAUGUAUUUUGCAGAACAUCUUUAAAGAGUUCACUGAAAAAAGCAUUGAAUAGAAUUUUUCUAGAUACAUAUGAGCAGAUGCCAUCUGCAGUUCUUUUAGCCUUAGAAAAUAAUUUGAGGUAUUCUAUACAGAUUCAAUCAGCUGGAAAGUCCAUUAAACUAAUAGAAGAAACGACUGAUUGCCUCUUAGGAAUUCUUGAUAACAAUUUUAAACUUGGUCCUCAAGUUAUCAAUAAUGAAUUGAUGCUAGUUUGGAGAUGUAUUUCAGAAUUAGUUGAUUAUUUGCAAGAUUCUUUUAGUCAAAUCUCUAUUGAAGAGAGCCAUGCCUGUCAAGCUGUUUUAAAGACAGUUAUAUCUAUCUUUCAAAAAUGUGAAAAAGCCGAGCAUCUAAUCAGGAGUGCUUGCAGUUACAGUCAACAAAUAGAAAAAUAUUUGGUUCAUUUAUUACAAAAUGGGGAAACUUAUUUAAACUGUCGUUUGAAUGCCGGAAUUGCAUAUUCUUAUUUUCUGUUGAAUGACCCAAAAGCAACUGAGGCAAAAAACAGUAGCAGAUUGGAGUUUGCUUUUGACAAAAUAAAGAGUUACUCUCAAUCGUCUCAACUGUGCAUCUUUAGUGGUAUUAUGGCUGUUGUUUCUUCAGACGAAAUUAUGGAGCAAACAUGCUCACAAUCACCUAUUUAUAUUAUUUUGGAGGAAAUUAUAUCCAUUUCUAAAAGUGUGGAAGAUGCAGAUUUAUUAUUGCUGUCUACACGAGCCUUGAUACAGUGGACAAAUGUUUUCAGCAAUGUUCUGAGGAAAGAAAAGGCUGGAAAUAACUCUACUCAUGAACUGAAGAAGACGUUUAUUGAAAACGGUUAUUAUGUAUCGAUAUUAUUCAAACAUGUACUGGAUUAUAGAGAGCAUUACAUAGAUACUUUACGGCAUCUCACCAUAGAUUUGUUCAAAAACUUGCUGAACCUCCAUUUGUUAUCUAGCGACGUCGAUCCUUGCAAAAGCUGUUUGGUUAAGAAUUGGACUCUUUUUCUUUUAAAUGAUCUUCCUGAAUAUAAUAAUGGAAAAUAUGGUUUGCUCGGCUGUAUUGUGAACGUAGUUAGGACUGAUACAGUCAUUAGAUGGUGUCCCACUCUGCCUGAAGUUUUGUAUAAAGCUUCGAAGGACUCAAAUCUUAUUUCACAUAUUUCAGAUUUAUUGGAAUCUUUGUACCAGGGAUAUUUUGGGUCCGAAGAAGAUUUUCAAGCCAUCUGGUUAAAACCGCUUAUUCAUCAUUUAUGCCUUGAUUCUUCAGAACUAGUAUCUGCUGCAAAUGAUCAUAUUUUACCCAAAUUAUUCAAGGUUCGUCCAUCAAGUAUCCAUUUUUUGAUCACUGAACUUGCUACUGUUUGGGAGAAAAAUAACGGUCAGUGUUUCAGUGCAUUAAUAACAUGCAUAAAGUUACACCAAAAGGAAAAAAAACACAGAUCAGUGCUUGAAUACAUAUCAGAAAAAAGUUUGCAGAAAGCUUUUUGUCACAGUGAUGAUCAGGUUAGACUUUCGGCAUUUGGUUUACUGUGUGAGAAUGUAAAAACAACAGAAGCUGUUUUGCCGGAAGAUCUUGAAUUGAUUAAAUAUAGCCUUCCCUACAACAUUAACUGUCAAUCACCCUCUUUCAGACAACAGAUGGUUGCUUCCUUGAAAAAGCUUUUCUAUAGAAUGAAGGAGAGUAGACACUCGAUGGAGAGAAAUAUUGCCGAUAAGGACAAUGAAACUUCUAAAUGUCUAUUAAUUUUGGAAGCAUAUAAGGAAUUUAUUGAUUGGAUGAUGAAUUUCUUAUAUAAAUCAUUACACCCUGGUGCCAAUUUUCCACGCCGAGUAUCCUCCUUGAACAUUUUAUUUCUUAUACAUUCCUUUUUCAUGGAAUCUCCACUUGGCAAAAAAACUAUUGUUUUCUCAACUUUACUCUUUGUUUUGCAAGACACCUAUGAAAACAAUAAGCAACUAGCAUUGAAAGUUUUAUCUUCUUCAGAAUUUCUAAACUUAAUGCAUGAUGAUACAUUUCUGCUCAGUUCAUUGAAUGCUGCAUUGAUUUUGACUUCCAGUACUAAACCACCUGACACAGUGACUGCUGGUUACUUGUUCUCUUUAUUAGUAUUCAGUGAAGGCUUCAAACCAGUCGUUCUAAGUCAUGUGUCUCAACAGAUGAAAGAUGGCUUUUGCAUUCUUCCCAAGACAGAUUUAAGUCUUAUUGAAAAAGAGGAUUCUGCUUCACUGUCUACUGUGAUUCUGCUGUCAGGAGAGCUCUUGAAGCAAUUUAGGAUAGCUCAGGAGAAUCUGCUGGAUGCAGCAGCUCAUGCACCAAUGUAUGGAGCACUGAGCUGUUUGAAAACUAUUCUAUCUCAAGUGAACUACAGGCAAAUUUUGAACAUUGAAUCAUCGAUUCUCUGGAAUUCUGUUCUUUGUGAAAUUGUGCAGUUAGGUGUGCAAAUUGCUGAUGUUGUUGAGCCUGUUGUUUGUGAUUCAUCUCCUGAGGGGUAUCUACCCGUGGAUAUUAAUUCUGAGAGUAUCACCCAAUUGCAAUCUACAGUUCGUAAGGCUCUCAGUAGCAGGUUUUCUACCGCCAUAGUUCAAGGUGGUCGUCUUUCAAAAGAGGUUUCAGACGUCGAACUCGAUAUAGUCAAAACGCACGCUGUGACUGCUCAAAUACUAUUGCUUUGUUGUUGGAGAACUCACAAAGAAAUAUCACUGCUUUUUGGAGAAAUGUGUGAAAAAGUUCCCAUUAAGAGUGAAAAUGGCACAAUCGGAAUACUUGGUGAGAAUGAAGUUGCCGCUAUUGGUAAUUACUUCAUCCGCCAAAUGACUUUGGUAAAGCACAGGGGAGCAUUUGAACAAGCAUAUGUUGGAUUCGGCAAGCUAUGUUCCACUCUAUGGAGGUGUAACGUUACAAGUCUUAGGGAAUUACCCAAAAUCUGGUUGAAAGAUUUACUCUUAGCCAUUAAAGGUCAGAAUGAAACCAUUCAAUUAUGUCCCACCAGAAGAAGUGCUGGUCUGCCUUUCAUCAUUCAGGCUGUACUUACAUCUGAACCUAAUUUAGCCCAUUCUGCCUUCUUCAAGGAAACCGUCUCAAACUUUUUAAAUAUAGCAUUAAUCAAGAGUGAAAGUAAAAUAGCCAAUGAAGAAAUUCAUGCUUUAAAUAUUUUGAGAGCCCUGUUUCGGGAUGCUUGUUUGAGUGAAGCUUUGGUACCCUUUGCUUCUGAAGCCUUAAAGAUUGCCAUAACUGGUUUUAAGUCUAAAUCAUGGGGAGUACGCAAUGCUUCCACACUUUUGUUUAGUUCCGUCCUGAUAAGAAUAUUUGGUGUCAACAGAGCUAAUGAUGAAGCUCAGAAAAAGAACAGGCUCUCUGGGAAAACGUUCUUUUUCUACUACAAAGAUACUUACUCUUUUUUGAAAAAGGAAUUAGAAAACUGUGCUUCCAUGCUAACUCAAAAUCCCUAUAGUGUUUCUAAAGUUCCGACAUUGUAUCCUGUGUUGCUUGUUCUUGGUAAGCUGUAUCCUACACCUGGAGAAGUUGAUCCUCGUUUAAACUCUUUCAUACCAUUCCUAGAAGUUUGUGGGGGGAGUGCAGUGUGGAAAAUACGAGUCUUGGUGGCCAAAGCUAUGGUGUCUUUGAUUUCCAUUGAAAACAUUCUUCCCACUCUACAAUCAUUAUUUGAUUCAUUGCCAACUCAUGAAACUUUUCUUUAUCAACAAAAUAAAGUUCAUGGAAUUUUGUUACAAAUUUCAUACAUCUUACGAGAAAGUUCACAUGGACCAGAAAAUUCAACUCUUUUGCAAACCCUUCGGGCUUUCUUAUCAAAAUAUUUCCAUUUUGCAUUAAGCUCCAACAGUUGUUAUGCAACCAAAGCUGCCUUUUUAGAAAUUAUUCUUCACUCAAUGGCGAUUGGGCUAUUGCUUGAAAUUAAGGAAGGUCAGUGUAUUAAAGAGAGCUUACUGCUGGACCUGCAAUCAGCUCCAGCGAGCCCUGAUAAAGAUCGUUAUUUGUCGAUAGCAGCUGUUGUGACCACGUUCCAUUCUAUGUUAACAGAAGAACACAGUGAUUCAAAAUGUAAUCUGUUCCUGAACUUACUAGCUUGUUCGCAUGAAUCAGUUAAAUGUACUGCAAUACAGCUUUUGAUCUGGUUUGCUGAAAAUUCAUUGGAUGAAUUUCUUGUUGAACCUGUAUUCUUAGAAGGAUUCCCUCAAUCUUCCAUUCAUUUUUUGAUGCAAAAGCACAAACUUCGGUUCCAGAGUAUUUUAAAGCAAAAUGAGUUAGUGGUGUGUCUCAUUGAUAUGCUUCAUAAUGAAAGAAAAAAUUCUACAUGCUUUGGUAAACUGUGUCAGCUUUUAUGCUCAAUGCCUCACGCUGUUGAGUUGAAAUGGUCAUUCGUGCAGGCUGAAUAUUCAUCAGACGCAUUGAAUAAAUUAGAAUGUUUGCUGUCCUUCUUUGAGGAAUGUGAAAGAGAGGACAUAGUGGAUUCCCUUAUUUUACUGAUUGGUAAAACAGUUAUUUGUGUUAGCAACCUGUUCCUGAAAAAAUAUGAGAGUUUUUCAGUAAUGGAGAUGGAUGAAUAUUCUUCGAUUCUGGAACGAAGUUUCCAAGCAUUUAAGAAAAAUGCUGAGCCUGAGAAUUCCAUACCAAGAAGAAAACUCGUAGCAAAGAUUUUGCAAGACUUCUGUGACGAAUCCUUCUUCAAUCAAUCAAAAAUAUUUGGUAAUCUUGCAUUGUAUUUAUGGGAAACACUCUUAGCUAUUCUGACUGAUGAUGAACCUGAAGUGAAAGAGAUAGCUGCCAUUAUUGUUGUGAAAAUUCAAACUAUUUAUAAUAAUGAUAAUCAAGUAUUACCUGUUGUUUCUACUAAAGCCCUUGAAGAAAUGCUGAGAAUUUUUUUACAAUUGGAUAUUUUCUCAAUUCAAGACUACAUAGGAAUAUUUAUUAAUUGGAUGCUUCUGUAUGAGAAAAAUGUGUUGGAUAAUAUGGGCGAUGAACAUCCUUUCGACAGAGGAGAAUUGAACGUGUUUGCUGAAGAAUUACUCUUAUCUCAACUAGCAUCAGAACAACUCGCUAAUUACUUGACAACUCACUCAGAGUCCCUUAAGAACUCUACUAUUAAAAUAGAUAAGAUUACUUGCUGGUCACCCGUUGGAAACAACAUGACUUUUGACUGCGCAGUCACAAAGUGCCUGUCUGAAAUAGAUGCCAUUUUGGAAAACAUUCAUAAGCGAGGUGCCGUAUUCUUUUUGUUAGAUGGUUAUCUGGGUCAAGAUAUCAUCAGGAUAUGUCAGCAUUUAUAUGCAAUAGUGUCCUUAGUGCCUUGGAUUAAAUCAAAGGAAGCUUUAAAUUGUGGAAUUUCAAGUGUUUUUAGCAAAAUUCAGGAUCUUAAAAUGAACACCUAUAUUUUAGAUAUGCUUUUACUCAUCAUUAGAAACUCGUUGCUUCAACACAGCAAAAGCUGAUACCUGUUGACUGUUAUGUAUUUUUUUUAAAAAUAAUAAAUAUUUAUUUUUUAAAUCUC